AACAACAGUUCGUAACAAAAUUUACAAACAGGUUCGCAAAUUUAAAUAAUAUACAGCAAUGCCACCUAAUAGUGAGUAUUUGGCCAUUGCUACAAAACGAUCAGAAGAAAAGAAGACGCACGUUAGUUUCCCUCAGUUGGUGUAUCCUUCGCUCAGAGAUGAUGGCCUUAGAGAUCCUGUGCAAUGGUUAACUGGAAAAGCUAUGGAUGAUGGUGCAGAGGGUAUAUGGAGGGUACACGAUGGAUUGUAUGAUCUUGAUCCUUUUCUUCAAAUACAUCCAGGAGGUGCGGAAUGGCUAGAAUUGACCAAAGGAACAGACAUAACAGAAGCCUUCGAAUCUCACCAUCUGAAUCCAGCUGUCAAGAAAGUGCUGGAAAAAUAUUACGUUAAAGAAGCAAAAACACCAAGAAAUUCUCCGUUUACAUUCAAAGACGAUGGAUUUUUCCGUUCACUGAAACGAGCUGUUUGGGCGGAACUUCAAAAGACGCCUAAGCAUAUCCACAAAAGAACUGAUAGGAUUAUCGAUGGAUUGUUUGUCGCAUUUCUUAUAUCUUGUGCAAUUUCAUGUAUAUCCAAGACUUAUUGGGUGGUCAUGACGUCUUAUUUAUCUGCAUCUCUAUGUUUAGCUUGGCUAACGGUUGCAGCUCAUAAUUAUAUUCAUAAAAAGACAAAUUGGAGAAUGUAUUUGUUUAACUUCAGCUUAUGGUCUUACAGAGACUUUAGGGUUUCACAUGCGCUUUCUCAUCACCUUUAUCCAAACACACUUAUGGAUUUGGAAAUCAGUGGAUUCGAGCCUUUCGUUUUCUGGUUGCCAUUAAAGAAUCGAUUUUAUGGCAAAUUUGCCAUUUUCAUCGAACUAGCAACAUUCGGACUUAUUUUCCCGGUUAAUUUCUUUAAAAGGUUAAUCUUGAACUUUAUGCGUAAAGACUUCUUCUUGGAGCAUUAUCGCUGGCACGAUGUCGUCGGUUUCCUAACACCGAUCUGGAUGUGGGCUAUAAGUGGGUGUAGUUUUUACGAUGCAUUUAUAAUGUGGCUGUGGAUUAUUUACACUGCUAGUUUCAUAUUCUUCAACAUUGGAUCUAACGCUGCCCACCAUCAUCCUAUUUGCUUUAGAGAUGGCGAUGAAGUCGAUGAAGUGACGCGUGACUGGGGUCUUCACGAAGUGGAGGCGGUCAUGGACCGUCGAGACAUCAACACCAGUUUCUUCACAGUGAUGACUUUCUUCGGGCAUCACACACUGCACCAUCUAUUCCCCACUUUAGAUCAUGCAGUCUUAGAAUACAUGUAUCCCGUAUUUCUCGAACAUUGUGAGAAGUAUCGUGCUAAAUUCCGUGUAACCACGCAAUUUGAUAUGGUUGUACAACAAAUUAAAUUAACAGCAAUGAAAACACCUAAUCUUUUAGAAAAGAGCAACUAAAUGCGAAAUAAAUGCUUUAUUACCGCCUAAAUGAGUCGCAGAGAAAAUAUACUACUUUUGUAUCUCAAGAAGAAUAUAAUUUAAAAUAUAAUUUUACACUUCAAAACAGUUGUUUAUUAUAAGGAGAUAUUUUUAUUGAUAAUAAAAAAAUGUCCAAAAU
This is a messenger RNA of Papilio polytes (common Mormon), 1577 nucleotides long. RefSeq names its product cytochrome b5-related protein-like. Gene Ontology annotation, cellular component: mitochondrion. Gene Ontology annotation, biological process: lipid metabolic process. NCBI's taxonomy places the organism in Eukaryota, Metazoa, Arthropoda, Insecta, Lepidoptera, Papilionidae. The transcript has 5 exons. Bases 59 to 1417 code for a protein of 452 amino acids. The record is from RefSeq and is a predicted model, not a curated record. Gene Ontology annotation, molecular function: heme binding.